Branchiostoma belcheri (Belcher's lancelet) is the source of this 1043-nucleotide messenger RNA. RefSeq names its product transmembrane protein 56-B-like. NCBI's taxonomy places the organism in Eukaryota, Metazoa, Chordata, Leptocardii, Amphioxiformes, Branchiostomatidae. Gene Ontology annotation, cellular component: endoplasmic reticulum; membrane. The transcript is spliced from 7 exons. The coding region runs from base 1 to 855 and encodes 284 amino acids. The record is from RefSeq and is a predicted model, not a curated record. Gene Ontology annotation, biological process: lipid homeostasis.
AUGAACUCGUCGAUCGCCCCAUUCUCAGACUUGUCAACCGGCGACAACAUGUCAGAAACCGGCGCUCUGCCCAUCAGCGACAAGUCCCCGUCCGACGUCAGCUACCUCACGACUGUCCUCUGCGCCAUUGCCGUGUUCUUCUGCAUCUUCAAGUUCGUGUCGCCAUGGCUGCUCCAAGCCGUUUUUGGAAAGCGUUACGUGUCGCUUCCGGAUCCCAAGAAAAGAUUUCUAGACGAGGCUGGAGCAUGUACCUGUUUUUCCACAGUGAUGGGCUGCUGGUCUCUGUACAUACACUACUUGGACACAGACAUAAACAGCACUCUACUUCGCUAUGACUAUCCUCCGGUGCGGCACAACUGCUGCAUCUUGCUGGGAUUCUCCAUUGCUGAUUUAAUAACCAAGUUUGUGUUUGUGGGUGAAAGUGAGCUGGGGAUGAUGACUUUUAUAGUACAUCACCUGGUGUCUAUUGUCAUCAGUUGUGUAGGAGUUUGUACAACCUCCCUUCCUUUCUAUGUCAACAUGGGGCCUAUGUUGGAGUUUUCUAAUCCUUUUCUAAAUAUGAGGACAAUCCUAAAGGAGUUGGGAUUUCCAGCACUGUCAACGCCAUACAAGAUCAACGGCAUCCUCUGGCUAUUGUCCUUCUUCUUCGUGCGAAUAGUCAUAACACUGUUUGUGGCUUGGUACAAGUUUGCUCCCUUGAUGCUGACAAGUGAACUAUAUGAGCAGGUUGAAGUCAUUACCCUGGUCGCUAUCUUCACCGGUGGUCCAUUCUUCAACAUCCUCAGUGUCUACUGGUUUAUCAAAAUAUGGCAGGGGACAAUAAAAGUUCUGAAGAGUGGACAGAAAAACAUCUAAACAUCAAGCACCAUGUUUAGUAUCAGUGCUUUGUGGGAGGUUCCUUGUCUACUGCUGGUAAAUGCCCUGCAGGAUAUCCAGGUUUAGAGGCUCUAAAGUGACGUGCAUUUGAUGAAAUGUCAGGAAUUAGAAUACAAUCUAAGUUAAUCUGUUCUGUCCUGUCCUGUCCUGACAAUAACAAGUAGCUA